AUGUCCGGGGAAGUGCGUUUGAGGCAGUUGGAGCAGUUCAUCUUGGACGGGCCCGCUCAGACCAAUGGGCAGUGCUUCAGUGUGGAGACGCUGUUGGAUAUACUCAUCUGCCUUUAUGAUGAAUGCAAUAAUUCUCCGCUGCGAAGAGAGAAGAACAUUCUUGAAUACCUGGAAUGGGCCAAACCAUUUACUUCUAAAGUGAAACAGAUGCGCCUACACAGAGAAGACUUUGAGAUACUGAAGGUGAUAGGUCGAGGAGCUUUUGGAGAGGUUGCUGUAGUGAAACUAAAAAAUGCAGAUAAGGUAUUUGCCAUGAAAAUAUUGAACAAAUGGGAAAUGCUGAAAAGAGCUGAGACAGCAUGUUUUCGUGAAGAAAGGGAUGUAUUAGUGAAUGGAGAUAAUAAAUGGAUUACAACUCUGCAUUAUGCUUUCCAGGAUGACAAUAACUUAUACCUGGUCAUGGAUUAUUAUGUUGGUGGGGAUUUGCUUACUCUGCUCAGCAAAUUUGAAGACAGAUUGCCUGAAGAUAUGGCUCGAUUUUACUUGGCCGAGAUGGUGAUAGCAAUCGAUUCCGUUCAUCAGCUGCACUAUGUGCACCGGGACAUCAAACCUGACAAUAUAUUGAUGGAUAUGAACGGACAUAUUCGAUUAGCAGAUUUUGGUUCUUGUCUGAAGCUGAUGGAAGAUGGAACGGUCCAGUCCUCAGUGGCUGUUGGAACUCCAGAUUAUAUCUCUCCUGAAAUCCUUCAAGCCAUGGAAGAUGGGAAAGGGAGAUAUGGACCUGAAUGUGACUGGUGGUCUCUGGGGGUCUGUAUGUACGAAAUGCUUUAUGGAGAAACACCAUUUUAUGCAGAAUCUCUGGUGGAGACAUAUGGAAAAAUCAUGAAUCAUAAAGAGAGGUUUCAGUUUCCAGCUCAAGUGACCGAUGUGUCUGAAAAUGCUAAGGAUCUGAUUCGAAGACUCAUUUGCAGCAGAGAGCACCGACUUGGUCAAAAUGGAAUAGAAGACUUUAAGAAACACCCUUUUUUCAAUGGAAUUGAUUGGGAUAAUAUUCGAAACUGUGAAGCACCUUAUAUUCCAGAAGUUAGUAGCCCAACAGAUACAUCAAAUUUUGAUGUGGAUGAUGAUUGUUUAAAGAAUUCUGAAACGAUGCCCCCACCCACACAUACUGCAUUUUCUGGCCACCACCUGCCAUUUGUUGGUUUCACAUAUACUAGUAGCUGCGUUCUUUCUGAUCGGAGCUGUUUACGGGUCACAGCCGGUCCCGCGUCCCUGGACCUUGACGUCAGUGUCCAGAGGACUCUAGACAACAAUCUGGCGACCGAGGCGUACGAGAGGAGGAUCAAACGCCUUGAACAGGAAAAACUUGAGCUGAGUAGAAAACUUCAAGAGUCAACACAGACUGUUCAAGCUCUACAGUAUUCAACUGCUGAUGGUCCGCUAACAGCAAGCAAAGAUUUAGAAAUAAAAACCUUAAAGGAAGAAAUUGAAAAACUGAGGAAACAAGUAAGAGAAUCAAGUCACUUAGAACAACAGCUUGAGGAGGCCAACUCUGUGAGGAGAGAGCUAGAUGAUGCUUUUCGACAAAUCAAGGCUUAUGAAAAACAAAUCAAAACACUACAACAAGAAAGGGAAGAAUUAAACAAGGAACUAGUCCAGGCUAGUGAGCGAUUAAAAAACCAGUCCAAAGAGCUGAAAGACGCACACUGUCAGAGGAAACUGGCCAUGCAGGAGUUCAUGGAGAUCAAUGAGCGGCUAACAGAAUUGCACACCCAAAAACAGAAACUUGCUCGCCAUGUCCGAGAUAAGGAAGAAGAGGUGGACCUGGUGAUGCAAAAAGUUGAAAGCUUAAGGCAAGAACUGCGCAGAACAGAGAGAGCCAAAAAAGAGCUGGAAGUUCAUACAGAAGCUGUGGCUGCUGAAGCAUCUAAAGACAGGAAACUGCGUGAACAGAGCGAGCACUAUUCCAAGCAACUGGAAAAUGAAUUGGAGGGACUAAAGCAAAAACAAAUUAGUUACUCACCAGGACUGUGCAGCAUAGAACAUCAGCAAGAGAUAACCAAACUAAAGACUGAUUUAGAAAAGAAAAGUAUCUUUUAUGAAGAAGAAUUGUCUAAAAGAGAAGGAAUACAUGCAAAUGAAAUUAAAAAUCUGAAGAAGGAGCUUCAUGAUUCAGAAGGCCAGCAACUUGCUCUCAACAAGGAAAUUAUGAUUUUGAAAGACAAAUUGGAAAAAAACAGGAGAGAGAGUCAAAGUGAAAGGGAAGAAUUUGAAAAUGAGUUCAAACAACAGUAUGAACGAGAAAAAGUAUUAUUAACUGAAGAAAAUAAAAAACUGACAAGUGAACUUGAUAAGCUCACAACUUUGUAUGAGAACUUAAGUAUGCGCAACCAGCAGUUAGAAGAAGAGGUAAAAGACCUAGCAGACAAGAAAGAAUCUGUUGCACAUUGGGAAGCACAAAUCACAGAAAUAAUUCAGUGGGUCAGUGAUGAAAAGGAUGCACGAGGGUAUCUCCAGGCCUUAGCUUCUAAAAUGACUGAAGAGUUGGAAGCUUUGAGAAAUUCCAGCUUAGGUGCUCGAGCAACAGAUAUGCCCUGGAAAAUGCGUCGUUUUGCAAAAUUGGAUAUGUCAGCUAGACUGGAGUUGCAGUCAGCUCUGGAUGCGGAAAUAAGAGCUAAACAGGCCAUCCAAGAAGAGCUGAAUAAAGUUAAAGCAGCUAACAUCAUCACAGAAUGUAAACUAAAAGAUUCAGAGAAGAAGAACUUGGAGCUACUCUCAGAAAUCGAACAACUGAUAAAGGACACUGAAGAGCUUAGAUCUGAAAAGGGUAUAGAGCACCAAGACUCACAGCAUUCUUUCUUGGCAUUUUUGAAUACGCCUACCGAUGCUCUGGAUCAAUUUGAAGAUUCCUUUUCUUCUUCCUCAUCUUCACUGAUUGAUUUUUUGGAUGACCGCUCUCCGUCCUGUACUCCAGCUAGCAAAGGCAGACGUACCGAUCCCGUUGAGAACACAUAUGUACGGAAUCCGAACGUCAAGGUUAACAUCCAGUCAAGGUCCACAUCUCCUUCCACUUCUAGUGAAGCUGAGCCAGUUAAGACUGUAGACAGUACUCCUCCUCCAGUUCACACACCAACCUUAAGGAAAAAGGCAUGUCCUGGUUCAACUGGCUUUCCAGCUAAGCGCAAGACCCAUCAGUUUUUUGUCAAAUCUUUCACUACCCCUACCAGAUGUCACCAGUGCACCUCUCUGAUGGUGGGUUUGAUAAGACAGGGCUGUUCCUGUGAAGUGUGUGGAUUCUCAUGUCAUAUAACUUGUGUGAACAAAGCUCCAACUGCUUGUCCAGUCCCGCCUGAGCAAACAAAGGGUCCUCUGGGGAUAGAUCCACAGAAGGGCAUAGGAACAGCAUACGAAGGUCAUGUCAGGAUCCCGAAACCGGCUGGAGUGAAGAAAGGGUGGCAGAGAGCACUGGCUGUGGUUUGCGACUUUAAACUCUUCCUGUACGAUGUUGCUGAAGGAAAAGCCUCUCAGCCCAGUGUCGUGGUCAGUCAGGUGAUUGACAUGAGGGAUGAAGAAUUUUCUGUGAGUUCAGUCUUGGCUUCUGAUGUUAUUCAUGCAAGUCGAAAAGACAUACCCUGCAUAUUCAGAGUCACGGCUUCGCAGCUCUCGGCGUCCGACAGCAGGUGUUCGGUCCUGAUGCUCGCAGAGAGUGAGAGCGAGAGGAACAAGUGGGUAGGCGUGCUCAGCGAGCUGCACAAGAUUUUGAAGAAAAACAAAUUCAGAGACCGCUCAGUCUAUGUUCCCAAGGAGGCUUAUGACAGCACUCUGCCCCUCAUUAAAACAACCCAGGCGGCUGCCAUCAUAGAUCAUGAAAGGAUAGCUCUGGGCAAUGAAGAAGGGUUGUUUGUUGUUCACGUGACCAAAGAUGAAAUUAUUAGAGUUGGUGACAAUAAGAAGAUACAUCAGAUUGAACUCAUUCCAAAUGAUCAGCUCGUUGCUGUGAUCUCAGGACGAAAUCGUCACGUGCGACUUUUUCCCAUGUCAGCUUUUGACGGACGAGAGACUGAUUUUUAUAAGCUGGCAGAAACUAAAGGGUGUCAGUCCAUAACUUCUGGCAAAGUGUGCCAUGGAGCUCUCACGUGUCUGUGCGUGGCUAUGAAAAGGCAGGUCCUCUGUUAUGAACUCUUUCAGAGCAAGACCCGUCACAGAAAAUUUAAGGAAAUUCAAGUCCCAUAUAACGUGCAGUGGAUGGCGAUCUUCAGUGAACAGCUCUGCGUGGGGUUCCAGUCGGGAUUCCUCCGAUACCCCUUGAACGGGGAUGGAAGUCCGUACAGUAUGCUCCAUUCAAAUGACCACACACUCUCAUUUAUUGCACAUCAGCCGAUGGAUGCCAUCUGCGCUGUCGAGAUCUCCAGUAAAGAGUAUCUGCUGUGUUUUAACAGCAUCGGGAUAUACACCGACUGCCAGGGCCGGAGAUCCAGACAGCAAGAGUUGAUGUGGCCAGCAAAUCCUUCCUCUUGUUGUUACAACGCGCCGUAUCUCUCCGUGUAUAGUGAAAACGCAGUUGAUGUGUUCGAUGUGAACUCCAUGGAGUGGAUUCAGACUCUCCCACUCAAAAAGGUUCGACCCUUAAACAGUGAAGGAUCAUUAAACCUUUUAGGGUUGGAGACAAUUAGAUUAAUAUAUUUCAAAAAUAAGAUGGCAGAAGGGGAUGAACUGGUGGUUCCGGAAACGUCGGACAACAGUCGGAAGCAGAUGGUUAGAAACAUCAACAACAAGCGGCGCUUCUCCUUCAGGGUCCCGGAGGAGGAAAGGAUGCAGCAGAGGAGAGAGAUGCUACGAGAUCCAGAAAUGAGAAAUAAAUUAAUUUCUAACCCAACUAAUUUUAACCACAUAGCACACAUGGGCCCAGGAGAUGGGAUACAGAUCCUAAAAGACCUGCCUAUGCCAGGCUUCCCUUAUCCAUCCCCUCAUCAUCACUCCGGCCUGAUCUCCUCUCCGAUCAACUUUGAGCACAUCUAUCACAUGACUGUUCAUUCCGCUGAAAAAUUUCUCUCUCCUGAUUCCAUAAACCCUGAGUAUUCCCCGUCUCUGCGCUCUGUCCCUGGUACACCAAGCUUUAUGCCUCUGAGGAACCCCCGGCCCCAGGAGAGUCGCGCGGUGUUCAGCGGCUCCGUCAGUAUUCCCUCCAUCACCAAAUCCCGCCCUGAGCCCGGCCGCUCCAUGAGCGCCAGCAGCGGCCUGUCAGCGAGGUCCUCUGCACAGAACGGCAGCGCGUUAAAGAGAGAAUUCUCCGGAGGAAGCUACAAUGCCAAGUGGCAGCCCAUGCCCUCCCCGUCAGAGGGCUCCUUGUCUUCCGGAGGCAUGGACCAGGGAAGUGACGCCCCGGCCAGGGACUUUGACGGAGAGGACUCGGAUUCCCCAAGGCACUCCACAGCUUCCAACAGCUCCAACCUAAGCAGCCCGCCCAGCCCAGUGUCGCCCCGGAAGACCAAAAGCCUCUCCUUGGAGAGCACCGACCGUGGGAGCUGGGACCCGUGAGUGGCUUCGGCGCUCAGAGCGGACGCCAGAGCAGCUUCUCCCUCUUGGCCCCUCCACUGCCCUGUCUCCACGUCCGUCCCCCGCCCCUGCCUGGAAGGCCCAGGGCCGGUGGCAAGAGCAGGGUGGGGGCUCGGGGACACGGACGAUCACACCUGCAGCCCAGCUCCCUGCACCCCCCACCCCGACUUAACAGCAACAACCAUCAAGGCAGACUUCCACUGAACAGCUUCGAUGAGUAUCGAUUCCAUUUCAUACACUCAGAGUCGCUUCCCAUCAUCGUGUCCCCCUCCCGAAGGUAGCUCGAGUAGACAGACCUCGCAGACGUGCGCGGGAAGAGCGUCAGGCAGACUGGUUUCCACGGCAGAGUCACGGCGCCCCGGGCAGCGUGUGGGUCCCCCCGCCGGCCCGCACCCUCCUCCAGCGCCCACAGCCAAUGUCGACCUGAUCGUUGCCAGUAAAUCCUUAUUCACUAAAACAGUGCAUAUUUUACUACAAUACAGAGUUUAAAUAAGUACACAAAUGUAGAGGUUAAAUACUGAAUGUAUAUAGUAAAAAGAAGCAUCUUGUAUUCAGCAAAAGAUGGAUUCCUAUAUAAGAGAGAGAUCAUUUAAUUUAAAGAAAUGUGUUGUUUCUCGUCUGUUUUCCAGCUAAGUAAUUUAAAGGGUAGGAAGGCCUCAAGCUGACAUUCUAGACCUCGGUAGAUGGAGAGCGCGAAGAGUCAGAGUUCCCUCUCUGGGCUCGGCCACGGUCCCCGGGGGCUUUAGGAAAACAUUCCGAAACCCGGUCCAGCCGCUCUGGGCUGCGGCCCGAGCCCAGGCUCAAACCUUAGAAGCCUCUUCAGCAGCAGCGUCAACAGGCGAAUUUACUUCCAGGUCUUUCGGUAGCGGUAGAAUUUGAACCACACUCCUCAGUUUUUACUGUAUUUUGGUAUCUCCUGCAGAUGAAUGUAGAAAUGCGAUCACCUCCCGGCCCCUCCGCUGAAAGCAUGCAAGGGAAGUUGUGGCUUCUGAAGGUCCCUGAAAUGCUUCCCACAGGUCCUUUCCCUGGGGGCUAACCCUGUUUCUCCCUGCGUUGCCUCAAGGUGUCCUUGGCCCCAGCCCCCCUCAGAGAAGCCUGAGAGAUUAAUUACCAAAUAAUAGAAAACCUCAAAUGCAAGGACUUGAACAGCCUUAACCAAAUACUCUUUCCCGCCCUGGUGGCAAACAGAAGCCUGAGCCGCCAGGCAGGGUUCCCCACGGCACCCCUGCUGUUCCCGCCGAAGCGAGCGCACACCCCGGAGGGCCGCAGUCCUUCACAGUUAGUUCCCAGUUAAGCACAUGAGCAGAGAAAGAGAAAUAAAAAUAUCUCAUGGGAGUAAAGAGAACCUGGCUCGCUUCCUUUUUAUCUAAAUUUCUCUGAGAACUAGCAGUGAGCGCACUCUCGGCUUCGGUGAGCGUGAACCGUGUCCCCCUGUGGCGCCUCCUUCUCAGCCCCUGAGGCCCGGCGCGGGGAGAGAGGACCCGCGGGGCCGCCUGUGCACGCGGACGACUGCCCAUCCUCUCUGCAGCUUUCCGCUUUAGGGAAAGGCAUGUCGUGUGAGAUGGGGUUGGGUCGCCAAGGAUCAGACCUUGAGCUUGGUACCCCCCGAGGACCCCGUAGCCCCGAGAACUUGGCACUUUCCUGAGGCGAGGGAAGCCCGCCACCAAGGGCCUGUGGCCAGUGCCUCCUGUCCUGACCCUCCCUGGACCCUCGCCUCUCCCCUCCCUGUCUUCCCGGCCCUGAGUCCCAGGACUCCGCACUAAGCCAUUCGUUGAAGCUUUGACAACUACGUGUGGGUUUGUGUUGCCUGUAGGUGCUUAUUUUCCAGAGGAUGCUUUUAGGAUCCAAGCGUCCCCCUGCCUGAGGUGCAGAGAACACUGCAGUGAGUCACAGCAGAAAGGAGAGAGCCCCCAAAGAUGGUGAUGACCCAGGGACCCUGGCACUUUCCGGUAGGUCCCUAGUAGUCGUGAGUCGUCAUAGAGCAGCCUCGGAUUGGACCCAUCCUGACAGCAGGAGUUUGGGGGAGAAACAGUGCCACGGGGAGCCGCUCGGGGCGGGGGUGGGGGGCGGCUCUUCCUGCGAUAAUGACCCUUCUGGGCUUAUCCCCUCUCAGGUACGAAGCAGUUACCAGCAGAAGCUUCUGAGAAGAAUGGUCUAGAAAAGGCAGGGAAUGGGUGCCAGGGAAACAGGAAACCUGCUGAUGGUUCAGAGGGGUCAGGAGCCAAGAUCAGGGAGGAAGUACUGCUGCCCCGAGUCCUGCUCUCUUCUCUUGUGGGACCUUUUAAAAUCACACCCGGCAGCAGGCGCACGUUUCAUCGUAGGAAGGACAGACCAGUGAGACGUUUCUCGGCUAGUCCGUGUGUGUUGGUACUUGGUGCUAUCUAUGUGCAGCCGAUUUGUUGUCUACCCUUGAAUUCUAACUAAGUCGUGUGUGCUCUGGGUAUAUAAAAAUUAUAUAUAUACACAUACAUUUCUUUUUGCCAAAAACAAAAGCCUUCCUCCUCGUCAAGUGCUCGCUAAAGUAAAUUUCACUCUCGGGGUUCUCGGCCCAUGCGCACACCCCUGCGUCAGCGACGCUCGCCCGCUCCCGGGAGCACGGCGGGAAGGGUCGGGGCCGGCGCUGGAAGGGCCAGCCUGGUCGGUUUCCCACGCAGUCCUCAUACCCAGGCUUCUGGGAAGAAUCUGAAAUCCCUGUUAUGUUUACAGCAACAAUCUGUCGUUCCUGGCCGGCUCUCAGCUUCCCUCUGCCUGCCGUAUGGUUAGGGUCCUGUCGUUCUGCUACUCAGUGGCCACGUCGACUUCUGUGAAAGCCCGGCUGCACUUCUGUGCACUCUCGGGUCUCCUCCAGAAGAGCCCAGGAGGGCGCGGCGGGCAUCGCCAACGCCCGGCACGGCAGGGCCAUCUGUCCGUCCGUGGCGGCAGUCACUCAGGCUGCGCCCUCCCAGCUGGGCAGACAGGGAAGCAGGCGGGCCCCCGCGCGCCCCAGCCCGGCCCCCGAGUGAGUAGGUAAGCUGCAUGACCGAUCGCUGCGCCUGGUAGACCUCUUCCCUUGUUCUGACUCGAUCACGAGUCCAGAUUCUCCGCAGAGUUCCUUCUGGAUCAGAGGGCUGGCUUCCGCUGGAGCCUUCGGCCUCUUAGCGCUGGCCAGCGGGCCGGCCCUUCCCCCUUUCCCAGGGACGAGUGCCACACGCGAGGUGCCGCAUCACUUAUGGGGGCCACUGACGAGAACAAACCUGGAAACUUCAUGAAACAAAUUUUACCUGCUUUUUUAUUUGAUAGUGUAAUAACAUUUAUUUUAUAAAUUUUUUAGGGUUUUUUUCCUCAUUGUAAUAUUAUUGUACAGUUUUGCAUGGCCUAGGUGUAAUCAUUUUUUUUUUGUUUGUUUAGAAUAUAAUGCUGACAAAUCUGUGUAUGGAAGGGAAACAUACUGCUUUGGCCUAUUUCCUUUUGUUUGGUUUUAUGCCCUCGAUGUCUUAGGGAGGUUUAUAAGCGAUUCUCUGCUACCAGACAAUGGUGUGGAUUCUUUUGCACAGAAAUAUUUAAGGUGGGAUAGUCAAAAAUGUAACAAGACUCCUCGCCAAUAUUUUAUGUUGGUAUCACUUAAUAUUAACCAGAAUUUGAUGUAUUGCAAUAAAACAGGGAGCUGUUAGACCUGA
Molecule: messenger RNA, 9212 nt
Organism: Mustela erminea (ermine)
Lineage: Eukaryota; Metazoa; Chordata; Mammalia; Carnivora; Mustelidae
Gene: CDC42BPA
Product: CDC42 binding protein kinase alpha
Exons: 40
Coding region: 1-5538 (1845 amino acids)
Biological process (GO): peptidyl-threonine phosphorylation; actomyosin structure organization
Cellular component (GO): cytoplasm; actomyosin; cytoskeleton
Molecular function (GO): ATP binding; protein serine/threonine kinase activity
Source: RefSeq, a predicted model, not a curated record